Messenger RNA from Trichoderma atroviride IMI 206040, 5316 nucleotides. The record is from RefSeq and is a predicted model, not a curated record. Lineage: Eukaryota; Fungi; Ascomycota; Sordariomycetes; Hypocreales; Hypocreaceae.
GACGGUACUGUGCGAGGAACGCAGAACGCUCCAUUUCCUCCGGGGAAAGAACGAUACGACCAUCCUGAGCCCGAGAUGGGACGGCCGUUUAUCUGCCCGGUGCGCAACUGUAGAUCUCUUGCUAUUAGCAUGAAGCACAUGGCGGCACACUUUCAUGGGAAGCAUAACCGCCUUUUGUUCAACGAUAAUGGCGAUGGUACCUUUUCCCCAGUGAGAGCCUACACAAAUAAGGACGACAGCUCUCCUGGCAUCAUCGUUUCGCGCAUUCCGAUCUCUGCUGAGGCACCACCCGCCGCAACCCCGGAAUAUUCAGAGAGACAAAGACUGCUGCUGCUGAGGACAAACGGUUCGCCUAUGUCAUACGUAUCCGCAGGCCCUCGGGAAGCCGUUCAGCCACCUAUGACUGAAACGCUCAAGUUUUUGCACCGGUUCCUAUCACCAAAUCAGCAAAUCCCUUCUCGGCCGGACAUACUCGCACUCUCAAAAUAUGAGCGGGUUCGGAAUUUGCCAGCCUCGUGGAUAGACUAUCAUAUUGAUAAGACGAUCGAUCCUCUCCACUACGCCUGUGUUUUGGCGUAUCUAGUAGGCACUGCAGAAGAAAAGAAUCCGUGCCGCAAAUGGAAAGGAGUAUCGCGGCUGUCAGAUCCCUGCGUAGGGUUGCCUGCGAGCCUUUCGGCCGAAGCGCGAGCUGCAUUCAGCAGAUCAAAGACGUGCAUUGCCUGCCAAUACCAAUAUUGCUACAACCGUACCAAAAACGAGUGCGAGUGGGCUAAAAACGACAACGGCAUGGCGCUCGAUACUAUGGGCGAAGAAGCAGAUGCAACGGCACAGGCAGAGGUGAUACCCCAGUCUGGGGUUGAACCAGCAUCUGAGAUGAUGCCCAAGGUAGUCGCAGCGGAUAGCGGUUACGCAGACGAUGAUUAUGAUAUGAUAUCAGACGGCCUACCAUUAUCGAAAAAGGAGCCUGAGCAGGUCCCCAUUCGAACAUCUCAAAACAAGAGUCCGCCACCUAUAUCAAAUGUCACACAAAAUCCAGCAGCCGCUCAGAUGGAGGCGGAAGAAAUGGAAGACUGGGAAAUUGCCCCUGGUACUAUCAAAGACGAAGUGACUAAUAUGAAUAUCGGCUUUUCCAACACCUACAUGUCUGACCAACGACCAAUUACCAUCUCCCCAGGGCUCAGCUUCAACGUUCUUGUCCUGAAGCCAGGACGCCCGUAUCACUGGCCGGUGGCGAUUAGCAUGGUGCGCACGUGUUCUGUAAGCGCCGGCAAGAUCAGUGUCAAGAUGGGCGACAACGAGACGUUCAAGCUAGGGCCGAAUGGAGUAGUUGUCAUACGGCCAGGACAGGAUUGCACGGUUUCAAACCGGCUUUACACAGAUGCGCGAGGGACAGGUAUGGCUCGUGGCGGCGGCGGCCCGAUACGGCGGGCCUCUGCAAGCCUCGCGCUGGACGUGCCUGCUCCUCCUGCACCUACGCGGAGGAGAUCUGGCAGAUCAAAAACACCAAGUAUAUUCACGGAUACCGACGAUACCGAUUUGAAGCCUGGAGCGAGCGAGAGAUUUUCUGAGAAGCCGGGGACUGGACAUGGUCAGAACCAGCAGCCGCGGACUCGGUUUACCAUUGACCCCGAGGGCCAACUUACACACGAUGAGACGAGCGUCGACGUCGUCACGGUGCCGUGUCCGGGCGGGCAUCCCCUGCGGAGCUGGAACCGAGAUGGCCUCAUGGGACGAUAUUAUGGCGCGCCGUCGAUGCGGGAUGCCGAGGUUCGCGAGGUGGAGCGGCAGGGUCCGUCGUGGGUGAGGCAGGGCAUUCGGCGAGAGGCCAAUAGGGCGAGGAUCUUGCUGUAUGAGCACCCGGAGGUUGUGGACGGCAUGACGCUGAACAAGCUGGCGGUUGCGCUGCUGGACGAGCUGAGGGAGCUGAGGACGAGGGAGAAGCGGGAGAGGCCGCUGUUGUUUAUUGGGCAUAGCAUUGGCGGGUUGGUGGUGAAGAUGGCGUUGGUGAGGGCGAGUCGGGAUGCGAGGUAUGAGGGGAUACUGAGGGAGUGUUAUGGGGUUGCUUUCUUUGGAACGCCGCAUCAAGGAUCCAGCUACUUUGCCAUGCCCUCUCUCGCGUCGAGCAUCCAGCAGCUCCUACAGCUAUCAGCUCCCUUGCCGGCAUCUCUCACGGAUGAUUUACGCAUGGCAAAUCAUUUACUGCUCCAUGUAGACGAGGACUUUAAAAUCAUAUCCGACGAUCUCCGCGUAUGGACCUUUUACGAGACAAUCGACUCUCGACUAUCAGCCAACUCGGGAGACAUCUACUUCACGGCUCCCCUGACAUCCAUCAAGUCUGCCAUUCUAGGGAUGCGUCAGGAGCGCAUUUUCCCCCUGCAGGGCGACCAUGCCAACAUUGCGUCCUUUGGGAGGCACAACGUGCACACGCUGCGGCUGUUCUUGCGCCAGCUGGCGGAGCAUAUCGAAAAGGCAGAUUCCAACGCCCGCGAGGAUGCGAGGGCGGGGAAAUGGAUGCUCAACUUGGAGCAGAAGGUGACGGUGGAGGUUCAUGGCUUUUUUGACGACGCGGGGAUUGAUGAUGGGACGGUGAGGGCCUGGUCGACGAGAUUGCCGCUGAGGGAGUUUCUGAAUAAAGGCCCGGAAGCAUGUCUGAGUGAGAGGCUGAAUGAGUCGGAAGGCCCGCCUGAGGAGGGAAGAUUUCUUGCCAUGAGGGGGAGGACGGGCUUGGUGGAUAUGGAGGGACCGCCCGAGGUUGUUGUUGCGUUUCCUCCGGAUCCUAUGACGGUAAAGAAUGCGUUGGGUAUUAAUCAAGACAUGAUCCCUUCGGUUGAUCACACUGAUGCGCUGCCUUUGGUAUUGCCGGUGCCGCCGUCGCCCAUGCUUCUACCGGUUGACUCUCCAAUGUCAAGGCCAAGAAAGAGUACGGAAUCUGCACCGUCGGCAAUACGUUCACGGCCUGCAGCUGGACCUUUGACGCCUCCUUCUCGGCCCAUCUCGCUGCCCCCUCAGCAAACGUCGGCUUUUCGGAAACCCUCGCCCCUUAUGCGGGCGAGCCUAGACCAGGAGCUCGCUAUUGAUCGUCUUUCGCCUCCUUUACGUGGCCGAGUCGGGCGGUCAUUUAGCCGGUCUAUGAGUCUGGACAGUGACAUUGGGGGCGCAUCAUCUCCCCCUCGGUAUCGUGGCUUUCCUCCUUUAUCUGCGCGAAGUAAAAGUACGUUUGACAGGGCUCUUAUUGGAGAUGAGAAUGAUAGCGAUGGCGGUGAGGACGACGGUGGGCUGGAGGGGUCUCCGAAACUGCCCGAGAGCGUUCUUGCGAUUCGGAAGAUGGCAAAGGAGAGGGGCCACAGGCCGAGCGAAACUGUGAUUGUAGAUGACGGGGUGGUGGCGGCUCAUACUGCGUUUAUGAAGCCGGAGGCUAAGGCGAGGAAGUUUCCCAAUAUCAUGAAAACUGACAUGUGCUCAUGUAUAGUAUCUCCACGGGCUCAUUCUGUGACCAGCCGCUCCCUUUCACCACCUGGUGGAGACGACCAGAUGUAUGUUUGUCUGUUUCUCCCGUACCUACACUUUGACUCGUACAAGAGACUCAUCCGCCGACGCGAACUCAUUGCGAAGCGUUUGGCUCACGGGAGGGCCAGGCCCGUGCCUGAAUCUGUUGCCAAGUCGGAUUCUGUUGAACUGCAAGUUGUCUGGGAGUUCUUGGGACAUGACCCGCCAAUUAAUUGCCGGCGCACGCUGGAUCAAUAUGGCUACCCGUCGAUCAGAGAUACACGGUCUCGAGACGACGACCAAAUGCUGUACAAGUUGACAAAGGAAAGAUACUAUGACGUGGCUGAAUACAGGGGAUUGUAUAGUCAGACUUCGGGCAGUGGUUCCGCCCGGACAGGGAGCUGGCGGGAGAGGCUCAAUAAACAGAAUGGCGGCGAGAACGGAGAUGAAGAGGUUGAGAAGGAUGUGCUGAAUGGGAAUGUGCUGAUGGUGGACCAGCUAUGGAUCUGGACUAUUUCAACUCAUACGCUGCUUUCAUUCUUCCCCAAGCGGGAGAGCGAUCCUAUCGAGGGGCCAUUGUAUCAGCAGGCAGAUCUGCGCGAUAGCAUCUUCAACGAUGUCAAUGUAGAUCUCACUCGCCUCUGUGAUAGCUCUUUGGACUUGGCGGCACUAGCAGCUCUGCAUGCGGUGAGCGUUCUCCUUGACCGGGCUUCUCAUCCCGAUUUGGAAGUCUUUCGCAUAUUUGAAGAAGCCAUCAGCAUCUUGACUGAGAAACUUACCACAUCUCUCAAAGAGUUCCGCUCAGAGGGAUUUCGUGACAAGGCUUUUGACUAUGAGCCUGUCGAGAAUAAAGCUCGCUCGAUCCGGGAGCGUCACAAACAGGAGGGUCGACGAGCCGAGCAAGAGAAUAGGGACAACACUUCGGCGUUAUUGGAGCUACGAGAUAUUGAAGACGAAUUGGCAACUCUACUGGGCCUAUUUGAGAGACAGACUAAAGUGAUUUCAUCGAUGCACACCAUCUAUAAUCGCCCCGAGAUGAGAGCUCACACGGUCCAUGGAAGAGGAUUCCUCGUUGAGGCGCUGAAGCGGCUGGGGGAGUAUAUCCACGUGACGGAAGAAAUGAUUCGACGAGUGAAGAAUACGAGAGACGAAUACGACAAGUUGCUGCAAAUGGUGCAGCGCCAGGCGCAAGUUGACGAAGUACGACUCAGUAGGCUUCACGCUGAUUUAGCCAGCGCACAGAGCCGAAGCGUGUUGAUCUUUACGACCUUUACCGUCAUAUUCCUGCCGCUUCAGUUCUUUACGGGAAUAUUUGGCAUGAACACGCGAGAAUGGGGAGGGGGCGACAAUUUGCCGCUGCGAACGAUUGCCGUGAUUGGCAUCCCGGCGAGCGUGCUCCUAAUCGUGGUGACUCUCAUCGUUGCGUGGAGCACCAAUGCGCGACGCUUCUUCAAGUGGAUCGGGAGGCAGUAUGGAGGAGCAAUUCGCUUUUUUUACGAAAUCUUUGCAAGACCCGUGGCGCAGUGGACGAUGAAGUACAUGGAUAGUAUGGCGGCGAGGAGGGAAGGGAAGCGCAGGCAAGGAGGGCCCGGGAGAGGGGAAGACAGAGCUCCGAAUGGCAGCUUGAGCACGGAGACGAGUGAUUUCUGGGAGAGGCAUCGGCUGGAGAGGGAGAGGGGGUAUCAGAUUCCAGAGGUGAAUAAGGCGCCGGCGAAUAGGGUGAAGGGAGGGGGGGUGAAGUUGAGGAAGAGGGAGAGGGGGUGAUUUUCCAUUCUUGAGUGUAUGAUAUACCAUGAUUGUUUUUUGGUUGUUUCAUUUUUUUUUUUUUUU